This is a messenger RNA of Rhipicephalus sanguineus (brown dog tick), 3186 nucleotides long. RefSeq names its product cytoplasmic polyadenylation element-binding protein 1-like (gene orb). Gene Ontology annotation, biological process: negative regulation of cytoplasmic translation. Gene Ontology annotation, cellular component: neuron projection; synapse; cytoplasm. Lineage: Eukaryota; Metazoa; Arthropoda; Arachnida; Ixodida; Ixodidae. Gene Ontology annotation, molecular function: mRNA 3'-UTR binding; ribosome binding; mRNA regulatory element binding translation repressor activity. The record is from RefSeq and is a predicted model, not a curated record.
GCAAGUGACGUGCACGCGCAUUCGUUCCAGUCUGCGCUACGGGGCUCAACUGCGCGCCAGCGGACAGCAGUAGCAGCGGAGCCGAGCCUUGAGUCGAGACACCGCCCGACUGAACUGCAACGCAGCUACCACGAUGUACUCGCUUCAUCAGCCACCCACCGACUUUCUGGAUGAGGAUAUUGCACUCAUGGAAUCCUUAAGCGAUCACAACUAUAACAGAGUGCUGCCGAAUUUUAACGGUAUGCUUGACAACGCCGGUGAUAUCUCACUGGUGGAUCGUCGACCCCUCAGCCGACAAUACGAUAACACAGCUGAGGAAUGCCUUAAUUUUAAUGGGCACAGCAACUGUGGCCUCAGGAACAGUGUGCUGCCAGGCAGCACAGGCGCCUUGUCUAGCCUACUCUCUAACCCAGCCUACUUGGCGGCCUACCAGAAUGGCAACGGUCUGGGUUCUUUAUAUUCCAGUGACAUGCGUCUCUCUGAAGCUUCUCUAAGUAGGCUACUAAGGCAGGGCACUCUUCAAACCUCGCCUGUUGGCACAGGACCUCGGGCCAUCCGCUCUGCAUCGCCUUACGCACCUUACAGCUAUCAAGGGAGCCCUUCUGCAGAGCGGUCUUUAGCCUAUGGAUGUGACCCAUUCCGGGAUUCCAGGAGCCUUUCCCCUGAUUCAGACUCCAGUGGUGUCAGCUGUGGCACAGAAAUAAGCACCUUAUCGGAUCUCAUGGUACGUGUUUCAAAGACUGUUGCGGGAUCGAAUCCUGGCCGCCGCGCCCUCGAGCCCACUCUCAUCCAAAAUGGCUUCAGUAUGCGCACAGACCUGGAUCUGCUCAGCAACCCGUUCUCAUUUCUCACGGACCAGCGCUGGUCGCCUGCUGGCAGCCCUCCCAGUUCCAGUGUGGAGGAUGCGGACAACAUUGAGAAGGCGGCUAAGCUGCACAGAUCUGCUGCGAGUUUCUCGGAGGCCAGUUGCUGCUGGAGCGGGACCUUGCCUCCGCGCACUCUCAAGAGCUCGUCCCUGUCAUGCAAGGUGUUCCUGGGAGGGGUGCCCUGGGACAUAUCUGAGCCUGGCCUCGUAGAGGCCUUUGCCUCCUUUGGCAACAUAAAGGUUCAGUGGCCGAGCCGCGAGCGGAGCCAGAGCUUCCCUCCCAAGGCGGGCUACGUGUACAUCAUUUUCGAGAACGAGAAGCAGGUCAAGAUGCUGCUGCGUUCGUGCAGUCAGGAUUUCAUGAAUGGCGGCAACUGGUACUACAAGAUAUCGUCGCGCCGCAUGCGCUGCAAGGAGGUGCAAGUGAUCCCGUGGGUGCUGAGUGACAGCAACUAUGUGCGCUGCCCGUCGCAGCGGCUGGACCCGGGAAAGACUGUGUUUGUGGGAGCCCUGCACGGCAUGCUCAAUGCUCAGGGCCUGGCCCUUGUGAUGGAAGAACUCUUUGGGGGAGUCCUGUACGCAGGCAUUGACACGGACAAGUACAAGUACCCUAUUGGGUCUGGCAGGGUGACAUUCAAUAACCAGAAGAGUUAUCUCAAGGCUGUGGCAGCAUCGUUCGUGGAGAUCAAGACUCCCCGGUUUUCAAAAAAGGUACAAGUGGACCCCUACCUGGAGGACUCCAUGUGCUCUUCGUGCCAGAAGCAGCCGGGUCCCAUCUUCUGCCGCGAUAUGGUCUGCUUCCGCUACUACUGCCGUGCCUGCUGGAAUUGGCACCACAACGUUGAUGGAAUGCGCAACCACAAGCCUCUCAUGCGCAACAAAGCCAACACACGCUGAGCCACAUCCCUCCAACUGCACAACCCCAGCAGCCCGUAUUUUUUAGGAAGCAGCCUCCUUGCUCGAGCAUUUUCCCACUUAUUCAGCGUGACCCCCGUUGUUUGUUUUAACCACCCGCUGUUGUUGUUUGUGCACAUACUUCUCGCGCUGUUACUUUUUUUUCCUUCUUUCACGCCGCUCUUGUUUUAACCCUCUUGCUGUUACCUGUUUUCUGUUGUCAUCCUGCCUUUUCGCUCUCCGCCGAAGAUGACUGGAGAGAGAUGGGGGGAAUGUUUUUUUUUCCCUCAUGUUUUUCUAAGCUGUGUGCACUGGUUGUUAUGUGUGGUUGUUAGAUCGUUCUUCCUUCCCUUUGUUAGAUAACUAAAAAAAAAAGUGCUUUACCUAUUGUUUUGUACAAGAAACAGGGGCAAGUGUCCCACACGUCCAUCCUCUCUGCUACUGCUGUGCCUUUAUUUUCGUGUCUGCAGACGCUUUUCCCUUUUGUGUGUCGCCAUUUACUAGUACGGAGUACUAACAUAGAAAAAAAAUAUAAUCUUGCCUCAGGGGAGGUCGAUACGCACUGGCAGGGUGGAUGUUCGUCGUUGCUCGUGUGCCUUUUUUUUUUCCCAAUUGCUAGUCCUUUUUUAUGCUCUUUGGAGGUUGUUUGCCUACACCAGCACCUCUUGUGUACCUUUUUUUUUCUGCUCGAACAAGUGUUUUUAUUUACACAGGGGCAAAUGUUUUUCUCAAAGCCCUGUAGUCCACAAAGUGCUGCGAUACCAACGUGAUUCUUUUUUUUUUUUUUUUUACUAGAGUUCUUCGGGGGAAUAUUUAUUAGUUUUACUUGUACAGAUGGCAUACAUGGGCAAGGAUUUAAAAUCCAGUGAUUGCCUUUUGUAGUUCUCUUAAGCCCAUUUUAAUACCACCCCCCGGCUCUGCUCUUAAGACCUUUCUUACAUACGUGCCCUUUCUUUGUACGACAUCCUCCACCGUUAGCACAUUCUACUAGUCAAGCCUUUUUUUUGUCUAUUUUUAAACAUUUGAAACUGUUCCUUCUUUAUGUAAAACAAAUACAGACAUCAUUGUGUCAUUGUAGUCUACUGCAUUUCUACACUGUUAUGAACAGUUCCUGUGAAUGCCUUAAAUAUUUCCAGGUGCAAAGUUUUAAUGGCUCAGCUGUUGUUGGGCAAAUAGGGUGCUUGAAGGUUGAGGUACUUUUUUUUCCUAUAUAGUGAGAAACACCGGUAGCUCUGUACGGAUUUGACUACGGAAUGGAUCACGGACCAAAUUUCUCAAAUGCAAUCGGAGGCCUUGAAGCCAUCUCCUUCUGCAUGGAAGUUUGGGAUCUGCAAAUUUUUGAUGUUUUUGUGCAUUGGGAACAUCGAGACCAAUGUUUCAUUUUUUUCUGUAAUCCUACGAAAAAUAAAUUCCUGCAUAUGAAUUUU